Saimiri boliviensis boliviensis (Bolivian squirrel monkey) is the source of this 2374-nucleotide messenger RNA. The record is from RefSeq and is a predicted model, not a curated record. NCBI's taxonomy places the organism in Eukaryota, Metazoa, Chordata, Mammalia, Primates, Cebidae.
AUGUACCUGCCAGAAAAUUUAAAAUUAAAUAUAUGGCUGACCUUUGUGGCUAUCUCCCAAAUAAAUUCUACUGUGACAGAUUGGUGGCAUCCAAUAACUACAGCCACUGCAAGACCCUUUUCAAAUUGUGGUGGCUUCUUAUUCAAUGCCAGUGAGACCUUCUCCAGCCCAUCCUACCCUGGAUACUAUCCCAACAAUGCUAAGUGUGUUUGGGAAAUAGAAGUGAAUUACGGUUACCGCAUAAACCUGGGCUUCAGUAAUCUGCAGUUGGAGGGGCACAAUAGUUGCAGUUUUGAUUAUGUUGAAAUCUUUGAUGGAUCACUGAACAGCAGCCAUCUGCUGGGGAAAAUCUGUAAUGAUAACAGGCAAAUAUUCACAUCUUCUUACAACCGAAUGACCAUUCACUUUCGAAGUGACAUUAGUUUCCAAAAUACCGGCUUUUUGGCUUGGUAUAACUCCUUCCCAAGCGAUGCCACCUUGAGGUUGAUCAAUUGAAACUCAUCCUAUGGUCUAUGUGCUGGGCAUGUGGAAGUUUACCAUCGUGGUACAUGGGAGACAGUUUGUGAUGACUCCUGGACCAUUCAUGAAGCUGAGGUGGUCUGCAGACAGCUAGGGUGUGGACAUGCACUCUCAGUCCUUGGAAACGCCUAUUUUGGCUCUGGCUCUGGCCCCAUCACCCUGGAUGAUGUAGAAUGCUUGGGGACAGAAUCCACUCUCUGGCAGUGCCGGAACCGAGGCUGGUUCUCCCACAACUGUCGUCACCAUGAAGAUGCUGGUGUCAUCUGCUCAGGAUACCAGCUAUCAACAACUGCUCCUUUUCCCAACGUCAGUCAUCCAAACACAAAUUAUUCCUGUGGAGGCUUCCUGAACCAACCAUCAGGGCACUUCUCCAGCCCAUUCUAUCCCAGGAACUAUCUGAGCAGUGCCAACUGUGUGUGGGACAUUGAGGUUCAAAGCAACUACCAUGUGACUGUGAUCUUCAGAGAUGUCCAGCUUGAAGGUGGCUGCAACUAUGAUUAUAUUGAAGUUUUUGACGGCCCUUACCACAGUUCCCCUCUCAUCACUCGAGUUUGUGAUGGGGCCAGUGGCUCCUUCACUUCCUCCUCCAACUUCAUGUCCAUUUGCUUCAUCAGCGACCACAGCGUCACGAAGAGAUGGUUCCAGGCUGAGUACUACUCCAGUCCCUCCAAUGAUAGCACCGACCUGCUCUGUCUGUCUAAUCACAUGCAAGCCAGUGUGAGCAGGAGCUACCUCCAAUCCCUGGGCUUUUCUGCCAGUGACCUUGUCAUUUCCAACUGGAACAGAUACUACCAGUGUCGGCCCCAGAUAACGCCGAGCCAGGUGAUAUUCACAAUUCCCUACUCAGGCUGCGGCACCAUCAAGCAGGUAGACAAUGAAACCAUCAACGAUUCCAACUUCCUCAAAGCAGGUGUCUCCCAUGGCAUCAUCAAGAGGAGGAAGGACCUCCUUAUUCACUUCAGCUGCAGGAUGCUUCAGAACACCUGGGUCAACACCAUGUACAUUGCUAAUGACACCAUCUGGGUCGAAGAAGGGCAGUAUGGCAAUUUCGACGUGAACAUUUCCUUUUAUUCUUCCUCCUCUUUCUUGUAUCCUGUGACCAGCAGCCCUUACUACAUGCACCUGAACCAGAACUCGUACCUUCAGGCUGAAAUCCUCCAUUCUGAUGCCACGCUGGCCUUGUUUGUGGAUACCUGCGUGGCAUCACCAUACUACAAUGACUUCACGUCUUUGACUUAUGAUCUCAUCCGGAGCAGAUGCGUGAAGGAUGAAAGCUACCGGCCCUACUCACAGCCGUCCCGGUUCAGUGCCUUCCACUUCCUGAGCCGCUUCCCCUCGGUGUACCUGCAGUGUAAAAUGGUGGUGUGCAGGGCGUAUGACUACUCUUCCUGCUGCUACCGAGGCUGUGUGGUGAGGUCCAAGAGGGAUGUGGACUCCUACCAAGAAAAGGUGGAUGUCGUCCUGGGUCCCAUCCAGCUGCACCCACCAUGCCAAGAAGAGGAGCCUCAGUAGGUGGUCCCUCUCAGACCCCACUGGCCAGCGGGGUGCACACCCCUGACUCUCGGGGACUUGGGAUGUUUCUCUUGGUUUCAUGUUCCAACUCAGAUUUGAGCACUCCACUGUGAUACACCUGGCCAUACAGAGUUGAAUCAGACCUGGUUCCCGCCUCCCCCAAGGCUCAUGGUCUUUGGAGGACCCAUUGAAGGGCAUGGUCCAGAGACUUUUGACCUGGUUGUCCCACAGACCUGACCUCCCAGAAACCAUGCUUCCCAUCUGCAAAAUGAAAAUGUUGUUACUUCUUAGCACUGUUGAGAGAGUUACAUAAAGGAGUUUUGGAGAAACAAAAACAAACAAA